This is a messenger RNA of Prinia subflava (tawny-flanked prinia), 5011 nucleotides long. RefSeq names its product microtubule associated protein tau (gene MAPT). NCBI's taxonomy places the organism in Eukaryota, Metazoa, Chordata, Aves, Passeriformes, Cisticolidae. The record is from RefSeq and is a predicted model, not a curated record. Bases 200 to 2485 code for a protein of 761 amino acids. Gene Ontology annotation, biological process: neuron projection development; microtubule cytoskeleton organization. Gene Ontology annotation, cellular component: neuron projection. The transcript is spliced from 17 exons. Gene Ontology annotation, molecular function: microtubule binding.
CGCACGCGCGCGCGCGCUCCCGCCCCGCCGGCGCGGCGAAGGUUCCGGAGCCCGCGCGCGCCCCCGCCCCGCCCGCGCCGCCGCCGCCGCCGCUGUCACCGUCACCGCCACCGCUGUCACCAGCCGGCUCCGGCGCGGACACCCCCGCAGCGGCAGGUACCUUUGCUGAGAGGUGGCAGAGCAGCCUCAGGACACCACCAUGAUGGAGGAUCACGCUCCUGGCCAGGAAAAACACUUCUCCUCAGGCUAUCCCCUUCAGAUACCAGUCGAUGAUGGAUCGGAUGAGCCUGUUUCUGAAACAUCUGACGCUAAGAGCACCCCAACUACGGAAGAUGCCACAGCACCUUUAGUGGAGGAAGGAGACCACGAGGAUCAGGGUGGUGUGGAACAGCACGGGGAGAUCCCAGAAGGAACCACAGCUGAAGAGGCGGGCGUAGGAGCCACUCCCAACCUGGAGGACCACGCUGCAGGAGAUGCCACCCAAGGCGAGCCGAGCUCCCCACAGCUCCAGCCCGGCCCUGGGGAGCGCCUGGGAGAGGCAGCACAAAGCUCCAGCCAGGGCCCGGAGCGGGGCCCGGGGCUCCAGCGGCCGCCGCUGCCCCGGGAGGACGCCAAGGCUCCCACCAGGAUCGAGGUCACCAUCCCCAUCCCCCUGGACAUGUACCAGGGCUGCGGGGCGGGCGAGCUGCGGGGCCAGGCUGUCACCGAGGGCCUGCCAGGAGCAGGGGGUGGCCACAAGGAGGGACCCCCGUGUGCCCCGGUAAAAGAAGAUUCCGGGCGGGACAGAGACGAGGACCGGGACGUUGAUGAGGCCUCCGCACAGGGCCUGCCCUCCCCUGGGCAGCAGCGCCUUUCUCCAGGGCAUGAAAAGGGCUCGGGUCCAGCCCAGAAGAUUCGUGAAGAACGUGAUGGGGAGGAGAAGUCCAGAGGUGUCCCCAGAGACAGCCCAGGAGAGGCACCUCUGGGUGAGGCUGAGCCACACGGAGCCGGACAGGACCAGGAGGAGACGCGGCGGCUGCCGGGGGGAGAAGGAGCUCCAGGCCUGUCAGAACCUUCUGGAAGCACAUCCCAAAAAGAGGCUGAGGCCAAGGAGGGAGGAGAGUCUGGCCCCGUGCUGGGAACAGCCAGACUGCCUGCUGAGGAGGAAGGUGACGUGAAGGACAAAGAGGCUCCUUUGGAGGAGGCGCAGGAUGCGGGGGGCCGGCAGACGCCGCGGAGGAAGGCUGCGGACAAGGGCAGCCGCGUCCCUCUGCUCAAAGGUCGUGUUGACAAGGAAGGGACCGAAGCUGAUGAAAAGAAACCCAAGAGAUGCUCACCUUGCCCUGCCAGCCCGCCUGGCUCUGUGCCCCCGCUCCAGCACGCAGCCCCUCCGAAAGCAGCCCCCAGCCCUGCCUCCAGAGCAGCCCCCAGCCCUGCCUCCAGAGCAGCCCCCAGCCCUGCCUCCAGAGCAGCCCCCAGCCCUGCCUCCAGAGCAGCCUCCAGAGCAUCCUCCCCUGCCUCCAGAGCAGUGCAGGGCACCGGGGCCAAGGGCCCGGAGGCGAGGGGUGGCUCCAAGACGGGCGCGGCGCGCGCGGGGCAGGCGCAGAGGAACUCCAGCAACGCCACCCGCAUCCCGGCCAAGACCCCCACGGCCCCCAAGACCCCUCCCAGCUCCGGCAGAAAGGAGCAGAAAAAACCACCUCCUGCAGCAGCAAAGACUGAGAAAGGUGAGCAGCCCAAGUCCGGAGACAGAAGCGGCUACAGCAGCCCCGGCUCCCCCGGGACCCCGGGCAGCCGCUCCCGCACCCCCUCUCUGCCCACCCCACCAGCCAGGGAGCCCAAGAAGGUGGCAGUGGUUCGCACCCCGCCGAAAUCGCCCGCCUCGGCCAAGACCCGCGCGCCGCCCGCCGCCGCGCCCAUGCCCGACCUCAAAAACGUCAAGUCCAAAAUCGGCUCCACCGAUAACCUGAAGCACCAGCCCGGAGGCGGCAAGGUGCAGAUAAUUAAUAAGAAGCUGGACUUUAGCAGCGUUCAAUCCAAGUGUGGCUCAAAGGAUAAUAUCAAACACAUCCCGGGCGGAGGCAGUGUGCAGAUAAUUAAUAAGAAGCUGGACUUUAGCAGCGUUCAAUCCAGGUGUGGCUCAAAGGAUAAUAUCAAACACAUCCCGGGCGGAGGCAGUGUGCAAAUCGUUUACAAGCCAGUGGACCUGAGCCAUGUGACAUCCAAAUGUGGUUCCCUGGGCAACAUCCACCACAAACCAGGUGGUGGCCAGGUGGAGGUGAAAUCUGAGAAACUGGACUUCAAAGAUAAGGUGCAGUCGAAAAUCGGGUCCCUAGAUAACAUCAGCCACGUCCCUGGAGGAGGCAAUAAAAAGAGAGAGAAAGGCAAGGAAGACAAGAGCUGGACCCCGAGCCCAGACCCCGCUGGGCUCCAGGCCCUGGUGCUGGAGCCGCUCACCCCCACGGAGCCCCCAGCCUUGCUCUCGGCUGGGGAGGGCACCUAUUGAGACUCACAAGCUGACCUUCCGUGAGAACGCCAAAGCCAAGACCGACCACGGCGCCGAAAUCGUCUACAAGUCCCCCACCAUCUCCGGAGACGCCUCCCCGCGCCGCCUUAGCAACGUCUCCUCCAGCGGCAGCAUCAACCUGGUGGACUCCCCGCAGCUGGCCACGCUAGCCGACGAGGUGUCCGCCUCGCUGGCCAAGCAGGGCUUGUGAUCGCCGCACGGCGGCCACCAGGAGAAGACAAGGAAAGGAAACAAAAAAGAAAAGAAACAAAAAUAAUAAUCUGGCCUUCUUCCUCUGUUCCUUUUACAGCUGCUUCCCCGUCCCUAACUGGUUAAUGAUUUAACCUGCUUUUACUGUUCAUUCAGCUCUAGCUCCAGGACUUCAAAAUCAGUGACACUAUGAGGUACAAAACCUCCUCUCCCCCUGCUCCUCGGAGCGCACAGCCCGUCCCCGUCCCCGUCCCCUGCUCCUGCCGCGUCCCUCGCUGUCCCAGCCCCGCCCGGGGCCACCCGGGCAGGCGGGGAGGGGGCCCGAGGGGCGGCCACGGCACGACGCUGACCCGAGCACCCCACACCAGCACAGGGCAGCGGGUGGCCCUCCUGGGAAGGGGCUGUGACCUCGCCCAGCUCGUGCCCUGCCGCUGGCCGGGCUGGCCCGCGGGCCGGACGCGUCCUGGGUGCGCAGCCAGGGCUGCGGGGAGGUGCCCUCCCUCCCUCCCCGCGUCAAAUUUUCCCGCUGAUUUGGAAAGAAACCUUUUGUUUUUAUUUCCGAAAGCCGAGAUGUGUAUGAAGAUAACGGCCAGGUACCCCCUAACCCGCUCCCAGCUCCGGCAGCUGGAGUUCAGGCGACGCCGGGUGCCCGCUCCGAGGGGCCCCGGGCGGCCGUUCCCCUCUCCGUGGCUGUGCUGGAACCGCUGAGUGGAUGAGUAGAGGCUUUUCCCCAUUCCUUUGGCAGCCCCUCGUGUCGUAGAGUAGAUUUGUCUGUAUAUGCUUGGACCGUGCCAGGGUGAUUGUUUUCAUAAACGAGCAUGUGUUUAAAAAAUAAAUGCUGUAAGUAGUUUUGAGCUGCCCCGCGCCGGCUCCGCCGCAGCCCGGCCCCGGUGCCGCAGGAGGUGCCCGGCACCGCAUGUCUGCCGGGGGGCCGGGGCGCCCCGGGAGCUUGGAUGAGAGGCACUCACAGCUCCAGGGCUGGGAUGGCUCCUGGAUUUGGGUGCAGCUUGUGACAUUUUCGGGUUGUUCUUUUUCUUUCCCUGCAAGGUCAGCUCAGCGAUGGCGGAGGUGGCAGCUCCAUGGCUCUGCUGUGCCGGUGGCAGCGGUGAGACCCCGGGAGGACGCGGGGGAGCGCGAGGGGGGCGGCAGCAGCUCCCCCAGCCCGGCUGCUCCCUGGCACUGACCCCCCUUUCCGGGCGCUCCCCGGGUGUGAGCUGGCAGCGUCUCACCCCUCACACGGCACUGACCCCCCAGCACCGCUCGGGGACAGGAGCCAGUCGAGUCAUUCCUUUGGCUGCUUUUGUUCCCGGGGCUGUCCCCGCCUGCCCCUUCCCUCUGCAACCAAAGAGGCCGAGGUGCCACCAGUGCAGCUCCGUGUGUGUCCCCCCACCCUGUCUCCCCAGAGGCCCCAGCCGAGCUCUGGGGGUGCAGCUGCAGGUGGGAGGGCAGAGGGGGCCCGGCGGGGCCGCAGCCCCUGCACGCCCCGGCCGUGCUGCAGGGAAAGCCGCGCUUUCCCAGCGAGGGCUGCAGUCCUGCUCGGACAGGGCUGGCGGGGAGUCAGGGCCCCUGGCUGUCCUUGGGGCGGUGGCUGGGUGCCACCAAGGCUGUCAGAGCAGCUGUUCCUGGGCAGAGCAGCGAUUCCUCCCAGGACAGGACCUGCUCCCCUCCCGCGGGAGCUCCGAGGCCGCUGUCGCCCCGUCCCUCUGUGAGGCCGGGCUGCCGCAGGCCUGGCUGCGGAUGGGGACGGCUUGGGAGGUCCAACCCUUCUCUCUGCAGCCCCGGGAGCUGCUUUAUUGCUGGGGAGAGGCUGGUCCAGCACCACCACCGUGUCCAGCUUGUCACUCGCUCCGUUCACUUGACUCCAUGAUUGUAAGACUCUGUGCUCCGUCCCUGACUCUGUAGCGCCGCAGGAGCGCCGCGGUUUUUGUCCUUUGUAGAACGAGCAAGUUGGGAGAGCCCUCAAAGCAUCACCUCCUUACCCCUUCUGGGCUGCAGGAUGGGGUAGCUGAGCUCACCCGUCCUGUGCCACCCCUGUCCCCUCCCUGCAGCCCCUGAGGGACACCGGCGCCCAGGGCUGGGAUGUCCUUUGUGGGCACCGAGCUCCACUGAGCAGCCCCUGCCCACUCCGUGUCCUCUGCCCGGGCUGUCGUCCCCCCGGGGGCUGUGGGGUGCCAGGACAGCCCUUUACAUCCACCGUGUCACCCGCUGUCCCCUCCAGCAGCCCGAGCCACGUCCCCCGCCCCUACCCUGCGUUCAGACCCAGGCCUGAGGGUCCCCGUCAGCAGCCGGACAACCUGACCCCGGCGUUUCCUUUAC